This is a messenger RNA of Anopheles merus, 4379 nucleotides long. It is a transcript of the gene hid, whose product is annotated as cell death protein hid. The transcript is spliced from 4 exons. The record is from RefSeq and is a predicted model, not a curated record. Bases 970 to 2184 code for a protein of 404 amino acids. Lineage: Eukaryota; Metazoa; Arthropoda; Insecta; Diptera; Culicidae.
AGUGGAGAGCAUUUGUAUAGGAGUUGCACAGCGCGUCGGACGCACCAGUCGGAGAGACACACCAGCGCACCUACCUGCAGGCAGCUAAAGGAGGACUCGGCACACACAUAGUGAACGCAUCGUCGUGUUCCGCCGCGACCCAAGCGAGAGCGUCGUUACGCGCGUGUGUGUUGUGUAGCCCCGCAGUAGUGCCUUCCAAGCGGUGGGAUCGGCCAGACCGUGUUCGAAACGUCUUCCAGAAAGAUUGUGCGAAAAACGCGUCGAGUGUGAAUUUGCGGAGAAGCUCCCAAAAAAAAAAAUCACGAUCCUACGAAUCAACCCCAGAACGAUCAUCGAACAAACGAACGUAAACAAUCCUUGCGACAGCUAGAAAGGGUGUGACGCGAGUGUGCAAAGUGUGUGUGCGUGCGAGUUUAUAUGCAAGUGAAGACGAAAAUCUGACCCUCCGACACCUUUCACAGGGCCGCGCCAGGGAAAAAAGUGUUAAUCGUGCAUUGCAUCAGCGCUCGGAAACGCACGGCCCACUAAUAAACAUCAAUUUAAGCGGGUGCAACAGUCGCGCAGUGCAUGUGUGCAAUAGCAACAAUUGACAGCAAUUGAAAGUGGCUUGCAGGGCGCAUCGAGGCGUGUGUGCGGAUAAGCCCUUUCCCGAGACCGGCCCGCUACCGAUGAAGAUGAUCAUUUUGUCGAUCUUUCUCGAGAGUCCCGAUUGAUACCAGUGUGUGUGUGUGUGUGUGUUUGUGUUCGUGUAACCCGUGUACUGAUCAGUACUGAAAGAGCGCACCUGUGCACUUGCCCAUUCUUACACUGCCCAUUGCACCAAAGUGACCAAAGUGUUCCAAACAGUGUGUUCACACGUAACGUUUAAGUGAUUGUAGACAGCGCAGGGCGAGGCAGACGACAAAACCGUAAACAAAAUCUCAGGAGCAUUUCUGCUUGUGUGCGUUUGUGUGAUAGUUUGGUUUUGUGAUGGCCAAACCAUUUUCGCUACCCGAACCCGGCCCAGGCGGAGGAUCGUCCUCGUCUGGCGCGGGUCCGCCCGCCAACAACGUGUCUUCCAACUCGAACGCGGCUGCUGGCGGUACCGCUCCCAGCACUCCCGCCCUCCCGAACGGCUCGGGCAGUGGGGCGAGCCAUCCGGCCAAUCCGGCCGGUCCGCUCGGGCAUCCACCGUCCGCUCCGAUCCCAAUGCCCGUACCCACCUCGCCCCAGCAGUACCAUCUGCAGCAGCUGCACCACCACCACCAGCAGCUGCAGCAGCACUACCAGGCGUACCAGGGCCCGCACAGCACGCUGAUGGCCGCACCACCCGGGUCGUCGGUCGCCGUGCCGGUGGAUCCGCAUCUGAUGCUGCCGAUGACACCGCCGCCGAGCGGGUUCGCCACCACCGUCCAGACACCGCAGAUUCCACCGGUGAACGAGCAGCUGGUGCAGGCCCUGUACGAGGCCAUCUAUCGCUGUUCGCUUGGAGAUGUCCCAACAACGCCGCUGUCCCAGUCACCGCCGAGCGCUUCCUGCAGUCCGUUCGCGAACGGUAACUUCUUCGGCUCGGGCCAGGUGUUCUUCCCCCGCACUCCGGCCAAUACCGCCAACGGGCGUAAUGGUGCGCGAGUGUUCUUCCAGCAGACACCGAACCCGGGCCCGCAGUACACUCCGGUGGGCAACUCCCAGUCUCAGCAACAGCCACCGCCCGGGUCCGCAAACAGUCAUUCCAGCAGCAGUGGAGUAAGCAGCUCCGUCGAUACGCCAUCGUGCUCGUCCGGCACGCCGCACUACCAUCAGGGACAGCUUCAGCCGAUCCAGUUCGACUGGCACGACGAUGGAGAUUCGAGCGAGUCGGAAGCGUCCACAUCGCAGGCCACUUCCUCGUCCGGCUGCAGUCCGCACUGUCUCGGGAUGGAUGGCAGUGGACCGAGCAGCUCGUUCAGUACGCCAUCUUCGUCCACCGUCAUGAGUCCGUCCUCGUCCGGUGGUACGCUCUAUGCUGCCGUGCCGCCCCAUCUCGACUACAUGGCCGGCCGGGAGCAGCUGCAGGAGUUCCCGGGCAAGAUCCCGCAGCGUAAACGCAAAUCGCGCACACCAAAGCCGAAGAAACCGGGAUUUCUGGAGCAACCAUUAAUGUGGCAGAUGGCGGUUACCGCGGCGCUCAUUGUGCUCGGCUGUGGAUAUCUGGCGGCAAGGUGAACCGACGGCAGCAAACGCUUGUCCCAAGUUAGCUCACAGAGCCGUUGGACAAGACAAACCAGCAAGGGAGCAGGACCCUUAACUCCACACCAUAUCCCCAUCCCAUCCCCGACUGGAGCGCUGGAUUUCUGGAAUUGAAGCAAAAGUGUCAUUUCUGUGUGCCGAAAGAUGUGUCCCAGGCUGAGCGAAGAAAGAGAAAAGCAAAAACUCGUUGGUUUAGAACUUACACCGUGAUAAAAAAAAGAUAUAAGAAUAACGAAGCGCAAAUCGAAGAAUCAGUGUGUGGAGGAAGCGAAAGGAAAAACUCAUAUUGGUCUCAACUUGCAAACGUGCGAGUAAUUUCACCAAAUAGCGUUAGGGAACAGUUUCUCUCCUGUCCGAUAAGUGCCACACUUUUCCAAAUGUGCCUGUUGCACACGCAAGAUCCGAAGAACUCGGCAAAGUAAGAGGAAAGCGAAGCUUGAAAAGACCCAACCCGGACUAUAUGUUUGACAUUCUCUGUACAUCCCGAUCUCGAGCCGAGUGCAGUCCCGAUCGAUCGAAGACGAUCCUUCACGCGUUCAUUGUUGCAUUUUAAAGCUGUUUGCCUUUUUUUUGUUUACAAGCACCGUGCGAUAGGACAGGACACUGAAGGCGCAACUUUUCUACCCUGCAAAAGGGAUCUUACGAAGGAGCAGAAACACUUACCAGCUGAUUUACAGCUUACCAGGAUAGCGUUAGGCAAUUUCUAUUUUCGGGAACUAGUGCAUAGCGAACCAUACAUAAGUAAGGUGGCGGCAAACCGACGAUGUGUAGUGUGUAAUAUUAAAGUUAAGACCGUGUUGCGUGUAAGCUUAGUAGCAGUAUUACAGACAGACGAAGGACGCGCCCCGGGGCCGUUAAGCUUUUUUAAAAAAAAAUGAUUUUUUAUCCCAGAUUUCGUGCAACGAUGCAUUUCAAACUACGCGCGUUUCGGUAGCGCUUAAGGAACGUGGUGCGCGGCCAUCGAGUUUCGUUUUAACACUUCCGUUUUAACCCAAUAACAUUACGUUCGAUCUCUUUGUUGUACAUGUUUAUACCUCCCUCGGAACGAAAGCUUUUCCUCAAAGUUAAUCGAAUCUGUUUCUCUCUUUCCAUUUCUGCCAUUUUGCAACCACCCGACAAGCGAGUGUGGGUUAGGUUUAGAAGUAGGAAAUGCUUGUAUUGUAUCUCAGCCGGGGAGUAUAUACUUGUAUCCAGUAUCAAUUUUUUUUUUUUUUUGGUUUAGCUUGAUUCAAAUGAUGAUCUUCACGUAGAAUAUAGAAUGAUUUUACCGGCGUUUUUUACAACAAUCUAGCUAAAGUUAUUUUAACGUUUAUUUCCACCCUUACAUGGGAUUUCGUCCGAUUCAACUCAGUUGUAAAACACACCACAACGGUUUAUCAAAUCGAAAGCCAUACAUUUUAGGCUCCAUAGUCCAGGGCAUCGUGUUGCAGUUAUCGGAAUGACUUACAAGAAAUUGUAAAAGUGUCCUGCGGACUUGAGAUAAAUCGGAAAACCCUGUAAGACAGCAUUUGCCAUUGGGAGAGUCGAAUCGAAAUGAGACAAGGUAGCAGAAGCAAUAAUGGUUUACCAGGUAUCCAUUGAAUAGGCAGCAGCAUUUUUCAGUGUAUUUAGCAAAGGAGAGGAUGAUAACUGUGCGUUUAAUGAGAAAAGGUAAAAACGCACUGAAGAAUAUAUCUUCCUCAAACCAUCUUGUACAUGAAAAAAUCAUCCACCGGAUGGCGAUAAAUCGUGAAGCAACAGUGCCAACGCGUGAGGACGUGAGAGAAAAGCAUGCAGCAGCAUUCAGCUGCUGUAGAUAGAAAUUUAGCAUAAUUUGGUACAAUUAAGUGCUUUUGGAUCAAUUCGCCCGAUGCAUGGCCACAUUCGGACGCACAACUCCAUGUGCCUUCAGGAAUGUUGAUGUUUCUGUUCUUUUUUUAUAUAUCUUACAUUUAAGGCAUUCUAUAAGCUAAGUGUGAUUCGAAAGACAGUGAGAGGGUAAAUAGCUACAAGAUAUGAAGCGCUCGAAGUAUAGUUAAAUUCGUUACAAGGAGGAAUGUUACUGUUGUAAUUCGUUAUCAGACACAGCAAUCAAAUCAAAAAGCCCGUAGCGCAAAAAAGCUACAUAAAGAGAGAGAGAGAGAGAGAGAGAGAGAGAGAGAGAGAGAUAGAGAGAGAGAGAGAGAGAGAGA